This is a messenger RNA of Macadamia integrifolia, 2276 nucleotides long. RefSeq names its product receptor-like cytoplasmic kinase 176. The record is from RefSeq and is a predicted model, not a curated record. The transcript has 6 exons. NCBI's taxonomy places the organism in Eukaryota, Viridiplantae, Streptophyta, Magnoliopsida, Proteales, Proteaceae. Gene Ontology annotation, molecular function: ATP binding; protein kinase activity. Gene Ontology annotation, biological process: protein phosphorylation. The coding region runs from base 573 to 1808 and encodes 411 amino acids.
CCAUCUUUUACUCUCACAGUCUCACACUCUCUUCCUCUUUCUCUCUCCUCUCUGUCUCUCUCUGUCUCUUUGUGCAGAAGGCUGAAAACCUUUUACCCAAGUCAACUGGCUCGCCUUUCAGAAGGUCUAAACCAGCUUCCGAGAAACACAACUCAACGAACGCAGACACGAAAAAGCUCCUCCCUUUUUCCCUUUUUUUUCCUUUCUUAAAUGGAGAAAUUUUCAUCUUCUGGAUUCGGCUUUCUGAUGAGGGGAAUAAUCUAAUGGUUUCUUGUAAAUCGCUCUCAAACCCCUCGUUUUAUCCGCUAUCGGGGAGGCGAUUGUUUUCUUUUUCGUGUUCGAUUUGUGUUUCUCUAAUUUGAACAGUCAAAUCUACCAAUUGGGGAACCUGUAUUUGUAGAUGUCACCGAACUUCACAGAUAAAAGUUUGUGUUCACACUAGAUCUGCUUUGCUUCACGGAUCUGGUUCGAUUUUUUCCCAAGUUCUUUGCACCUGAAACUUUAAUUCUAGUGAUCUCUAGAUAAAAAGGCAGUCGGAGAAGAGAGGAGACUUCGUUUUGUGUUUUGGCUACAUGGGGGCUUGCUGGAGCGCUCGAAUUGCUGAGAGUCCGUAUCACACAGGGGUGAACUCAAAAAAUGUUAGUAAAGAUGGAACCAGUCUGAGCAGUGCAAGUAGCAAAGUCUCGUCUGUUUCCGUGCCUCCAACCCCUCGGACUGAAGGUGAGAUUUUGCAGUCCUCCAAUGUAAAGAGCUUUAGCUUUAGUGAUCUCAAAAUGGCUACUAGAAACUUCCGACCUGAUAGCGUCUUGGGAGAAGGCGGCUUUGGUUCAGUCUUUAAGGGGUGGAUCGAUGAACAUGCAUAUACAGCUACGAAGCCUGGUACUGGCAUGGUUAUCGCUGUCAAAAGGCUCAACCAAGAAGGUUUCCAGGGCCACAAAGAAUGGUUGGCAGAAGUUAAUUAUUUGGGGCAACUCUAUCAUCCUAAUCUUGUAAAGUUGAUUGGCUACUGCUUAGAAGAUGAACACAGACUGUUGGUAUACGAAUUUAUGCCCCGGGGAAGUUUGGAGAAUCAUCUGUUCAGGAGGGGUUCUUACUUCCAACCACUUUCUUGGAACCUUCGCAUGAAAGUUGCUCUUGGUGCUGCGAAGGGGCUUGCAUUUCUUCACAGUGCUGAAGCAAAAGUCAUAUACCGAGAUUUCAAGACUUCCAAUGUUCUUUUAGAUUCGAGCUACAAUGCAAAGCUUUCUGAUUUUGGUUUGGCCAAGGAUGGUCCAACUGGUGAUAAGAGCCAUGUCUCCACUAGGGUCAUGGGGACAUAUGGAUAUGCAGCUCCAGAGUACCUGGCUACAGGUCAUCUUACUGCUAAGAGCGAUGUAUACAGCUUUGGAGUUGUUCUCCUAGAAAUGUUAUCUGGUCGACGAGCUAUAGACAAAAACCGGCCAUCUGGAGAGCACAACCUGGUUGAAUGGGCCAAGCCUUACCUGACGAAUAAACGUAAAUUUUACCGUGUUUUGGACACACGUCUGGAAGGCCAGUACUCAUUGAGUGGAGCCCUGAAGGCAGCAAUUCUCGCUCUCCAAUGCCUUUCCACAGAAGCCAAGUUAAGGCCAGACAUGGAUCAGGUGGUAACAGCAUUGGAGCAGCUUCAAGACUGCAAAGAUGUAAGUACUGAGAAUGGGAACCACCCAAACCAUCAGAGUCGCUCCACUGGUGGUCCCAAGUCGCGUUCAAGAAGUACAGAUGAAGCUUCUAAUGGGAAGCCUAAGGCUUCUUAUCCCAGGCCAUCUGCUUCACCCCUUUACAGUUGAGAGCAAAGGAGAUGGAACUGGAUUCAUCUGUGAUCCUUCCCAGUGGAGAGAAGUUCGUUCACCUCAGAUGGUUUGGGAAUGGAAGACCACCAUGGUCCCAGGAACUGCGCAAUGUAGUGUACCUGUAUUUGUUCGAUUAAAUGUACAGUUCUUUUUGGGCUAAUGUAAUUGUAGUCCACCAUAGGUAAAAUACUGGUUGUGCCUGGAAUAUGAAACAUCUAGAGCAAAUUAAGAGCUGAGGAUUACCAACUAGUCUGUAACAUUUGAAAGGUCAGCCUGCAUAGCAGGGUUCCCUACUAUCUUUCGAAGGUGGGAAGGUGGGAAGGUGGGAAGCAGGGAAGGAGGGAAGGAAGGAGAGGGGAAAGCUGAUUUUGCAUACAUGAAAAUACCUUGUACCAAUCUCUUUCAUGUUGAUCAUUUUGUGCCAUUUUGAGUUACCUUUUUGUCCUUGAAAUGAUGAUUCUACUA